AAGCACUCAAGUAAACCCCCAUCCUAACAACCAUACAUCCAUACGAGCAAAUCCUACAACUCCCCAAACCACUCCUCACCCAAAAAAAGGCAAUAAAAACAUAAUUAAAAAACACAUAAUGGCGACCUCGGCACCAGGUUUGGAAGAAAGUCCGGGUCAAAAAGAAACCUCCGAUCACGGACUCGCCCACUUAUCACUCUCCUCGCAAACCCUUCAUGCAGAUGAUUUCUUGAAUCAGGGACAGGAUGUUGCGCCUGCCAUGCAUGUCUCGACGACGUUCCGGUAUAAUAGGGAUGCGACGCAGCUUAGGAAGUGGGAGGAGCUUGAUGUAUGUAACUAACCACUCUACUUUUCUCUUUCUCCUACAAAGAACCCCCAUUAAAAAAUCCAAAGAUGAGAAGAUAAAAUGAAAACACAAAAAUAAAAAACAUCAUCUAACAAUCUCAUAGCCAAACAUCCCCUACGAAGGCCACAUCUACUCCCGCCACACCGCCCCAAACACCACGCGCUUCGAAGCAAUCUUGUCCCAAAUCCUCAAAGGGCCCACACUAACCUACUCCUCGGGCCUCAGCGCCUUCCACGCCCUGCUGGUCUUCCUAAACCCCAAACGCAUCUCCAUCGGCCAAGGCUACCACGGCUGUCACGGGGUCAUUUCGCUGCAUCAAAAACUCACAGGCCUCCAAAAACUACCUCUAGACUGUCCCGUCGAGGACCUGCAACCUGGGGAUAUCAUCCACGUCGAAACACCACUUAACCCCUCCGGCACGGCGACAAAUUUGAAGGCCUUUGCAGAGAAAGCACAUGCCCGCGGAGCCUUCCUCACCGUCGACGCGACGUUCGCGCCGCCGCCCUUGCAGGAUCCCUUCCUGUGGGGCGCGGAUGUGGUGAUGCAUUCGGGGACUAAGUAUAUAGGCGGGCAUUCUGAUAUGCUAUGUGGGAUCCUGGCUGUGAACCCUAUCCAUGAGGGGGAGAAGUGGGUUGAGAAGAUGAAGAGUGAGAGGUUGGUGUUGGGGAACGUGAUGGGGAAUAUGGAGGGGUGGUUGGGGGUGAGGAGUGUGAGGACGCUUGAGAUACGGGUUUUGAAGCAGGCGGCUAGUACGUCGAAACUAGUUCGAUGGCUGGAUGCUGGGUUACAUCCAGAAAAGUAUUCAGAUGAGAAAACGGAAUUGGGAGAUGAGUUCCCUACACCCGAAGAAACAGAACUCAUCCAAAAAGUCCUAGAGCAAAUCAACCACGCCUCUCUCCAAGCAUCAGACAUCGCCGACGGCUGGCUACCUACCCAAAUGCCCCACGGCUACGGGUCGGUCUUUAGUAUCCUGCUGAAAGGAGAGCAUCUUGCGCGCGUGCUGCCUAGUAAAUUGGACCUCUUCCAUCAUGCGACGAGUCUGGGGGGUGUGGAGAGUCUGAUUGAGUGGCGGGCGUUGACGGAUCCGACGGUUGAUACGAGGUUGUUGCGCGUGAGUGUUGGGAUUGAGGGCUGGGAGGAUUUGAGGGGGGAUUUGGUGAGGGGUUUUAGGGGGUUGUGA
Messenger RNA from Hymenoscyphus albidus, 1526 nucleotides. NCBI's taxonomy places the organism in Eukaryota, Fungi, Ascomycota, Leotiomycetes, Helotiales, Helotiaceae. The record is from the annotation of a GenBank genome assembly.